AUGUCAUUCAGAGGUCGUGGUGGAAAAAGAGGUGGAUUCGGCGGUGGUGGUGGUGGUAACAAUCACAAUCAUAAUAACAACAAUAAUAAUACUAGAAGCGUGUUGGUAAAGAGAGGUGGUAAACAAUCGAGAGGCGGAGGAAGAAGAUUCGAAGUUACAAACAGAAACGAUGAUCUUCCACGUGUUGUAAUCUCUAACCUCCCAAACACAACAGAUGCCAACGAUGUCAUGGACUAUCUUAAAAACAAAUCAUUCAGACCAAACAUGGUAUUCAAAGGAAGUGAAUUUAGAAAUCAAAAGUUAUUCUUAACAUUACUUAGAAAUGAAGAUGUUCAACCACUUGUUAAUUUAUCAGGUACAAGAUAUGGAGGUGAUAAAAUAUUCAUCCAAAGAGAAGAUAGAUCUUCAUCUGCAAAAUUCGUUAAGCAACCAACCACUACUCUGACGUUGACACAACAGAAUAAACGUGCCGAUAUAUCAGCAAAUCAACAACAACAUCAACAACAACAACAACAAAAGAUAUCGACAGAAACCCUACUCUUUGGGUUAUUCAUUUUGGAAAUGAAUGUUAUCUAUAGAUAUUGGAGUUUAAGUUGGGCAAAUACCAUUUCUUUCUCACACAACAACAUAACAUCAUUCUCUGGAUUCGUUUUAAUGACACGUUUCAAAUUAGAGAAUUUGAUUAAUUUCAACUUUGACUCGAACAAGAUCACCGACUUUGAUGAACUCGACUACCUAAGUGAUCUACCACUCAGAGAGUUGUUACUCUCCAACAAUCCAAUCGCAAGUCAACCAAAUUAUAGAAUGGAGGUAGCCAAAAGAUUCCCAGAUCUCAAGUUUUUAGAUGGUGUUGAAAUUGGACCAGCCGACUUCCCACCAAGCCCUUGCCCUCCUUUGAGGCCAAGUUUCUUUGAUACCGUAGAAACACAACAAUUUGCCUAUAGAUUCCUCCAAAAGUAUUUCACUACUUUUGAUACUGAUCGUUCAAAUAUCGUUAAAGCAUAUUCAGAGGAUUCCAUCUUCUCUAUGACUUUUUCAGCUGGUGACGAUUCAGUUGCAAGAGGAUCCGUCAAACAAUAUGGCAGAAGUAAUAGAAAUUUAUUGAAAAGUUUGGAUUUAACUAAAAGAACACAAUUAUUAUAUGUUGGAUUUGAAAAGAUUUACAACUUUUUCAAACUUUUCCCAGCAACUACACAUAACCUCUCAACUCCAAUAGUUGAUGCACUCUACGUAAUAACACAUGGAUUCUUCACAGAAACAUCAUUUUGUACUAAAAGAUCGUUCGAUCGUGUAUUUGUGUUGGCUCCAGCACCGCCCAACUCGGAUUCGGCAAAACAAGGCUGGGAAGCGGUCAUCUUGAAUGAACAGCUUCACAUCAGACCUUAUGUCAGAUUCCCGAGAUUGGCUACCGAUGCUGUUCCACCAACCCCAAAUACUGUCACCCCAGCACCAACCCAACUUGCUGCUCCCGAGAAAGAACUCUUAUUACAGCAAUUCAAAAAUAUGACAUCACUCAAAGAUGAAUUCGCAAUAGAGUGUCUCGACAAGAGUGGAUGGGAUUUAAACAACGCAACUCAAACAUUCCAAACUUUCAACUUAUCUAUUGAAUAG
Heterostelium album PN500 is the source of this 1611-nucleotide messenger RNA. RefSeq lists its product as uncharacterized. Gene Ontology annotation, molecular function: protein binding; RNA binding. Gene Ontology annotation, cellular component: nucleus. The record is from RefSeq and is a predicted model, not a curated record. The coding region runs from base 1 to 1611 and encodes 536 amino acids. Lineage: Eukaryota; Evosea; Eumycetozoa; Acytosteliales; Acytosteliaceae. Gene Ontology annotation, biological process: poly(A)+ mRNA export from nucleus. The transcript has 10 exons.